Molecule: messenger RNA, 2421 nt
Organism: Pediculus humanus corporis (human body louse)
Lineage: Eukaryota; Metazoa; Arthropoda; Insecta; Psocodea; Pediculidae
Product: protein kinase C, putative
Exons: 13
Coding region: 1-2421 (806 amino acids)
Biological process (GO): protein phosphorylation
Molecular function (GO): diacylglycerol-dependent serine/threonine kinase activity; ATP binding
Source: RefSeq, a predicted model, not a curated record
AUGUUCACGGGAACGGUCCGGGUUAAAAUAUGCGAGGCUUGCGGAUUGAAACCAACAGAUUUUCAGAAAAGGCAUAAUAUGGCCUUCAGCAAGCCAGAUGAGCAGUCUAUAGAUCCGUACGUAACUAUAGAUGUGGAUGAUAAUCAUUUAGAUCGUUCAUCAACGAAAUCAAAGACAUCUGACCCGGUAUGGAACGAACAUUUUGUACAUAAUGUCCAAAGCGCCGUCAACCUGGGCCUGACCGUCUUCCACGAUGCUGCCAUCCCCCCAGAUGACUUUGUGGCUAAUUGCAAUAUAUCCUUUGAAGAUCUUCUUCAAAGAGAUCGUGAAGCUGGAGAAUUUUGGGUGGAUUUAGAACCUCAGGGUAGAUUAAAAUUAAGAAUUGAUUUAAAAUGGAGUGCCCAAGAACCUCAGACAACAAAGCCCAAAGUGUUCAAGGAGAGACAAGGGUUCAAUCGAAGAAGGGGUGCUAUGAGAAGGAGAGUCCACCAAGUCAAUGGGCACAAAUUUAUGGCAACCUAUUUAAGGCAGCCAACUUUUUGCUCUCAUUGCCGCGAUUUUAUUUGGGGAGUUCUCGGCAAACAAGGAUAUCAAUGUCAAGUUUGUACAUGUGUUGUUCACAAAAGAUGUCAUCAGUCAGUUGUGACAAAAUGUCCUGGAAUGAAAGAUACAACUCAGGAUGAGAAUUCCAGUUUUCCAAACAAAAAUUUUUUGAACGUUUGUUGCCCAUCGUCUGAUGAGGAAGAAUUAGAGGAAUUUCAUAGUUGUUCUUCAUUCGAUUCUCACAGUCCAUACUUGCUGACUCCAUCUUAUGGCAGCUCUAAAUCGAGUAAUGACAGUAGGAAUUCCAGCAAUCGCAGUAGAAAAAGUAGUGAUAAUGAGGGUUCAUCGAAUGGUUCUUUUCAUUCUCUUGGUAAAAUUUAUUCUUAUUCUUGUUCUUUUUCUUGGGUAUCAUCACAAUGUUGGAGUAUUCAUGGAAUGCAUGUUUGGGAAACGAUCACGCAACGGUUCAAUGUUAACAUGCCCCACAGAUUUACCGUACACAAUUACAAACGAUUUACCUUUUGCGAUCACUGUGGUUCUCUUCUCUACGGACUCUUUCGUCAAGGUUUGCAAUGCGAAGCCUGCAAUAUGAAUGUACAUAAAAGAUGUCAGAAAAAUGUCGCGAACAAUUGCGGAUUAAAUACAAAACAACUCGCUGAGAUUUUGUCACUCAUUGGCAUAGAUCCCAACAAACCUGGAAAAAGUAAACCUAUGCAACAGUCGGAAUCUCCAUCUUCGUCGUUGACAACAUCAUUAGCUCCUGAGAAAAUUUCACGGGAAUCCUUAAUCGCAUCCGAAUCUGAUAAGCAGUCCGAAUAUCCGGUUAAAGAAUUGGAAUUCGGGACUGGUAAAAAAAUCUCUUUGGAUGAUUUUCAUUUCAUAAAAGUUUUAGGAAAAGGAAGUUUUGGAAAAGUUAUGUUGGCCGAAAAGAAAGGAACGGAUGAAGUGUAUGCAGUGAAGGUCUUAAAAAAAGAUGUCAUCAUUCAAGACGACGACGUCGAUUGCACGAUGACGGAAAAAAGGAUUUUAAUGUUGGCUGCUAAACAUCCAUUCCUGACGGCCUUACAUUCUUGUUUUCAAACAAAGGACAGGUUAUUCUUCGUUAUGGAAUACGUUAACGGAGGAGAUUUGAUGUUUCAAAUUCAAAGAGCGAGAAAAUUUGAUGAAUCUCGUGCCAGAUUUUACGCUGCCGAAGUCACGUUGGCAUUGCAGUUUUUGCAUAGGCACGGAAUCAUCUAUAGGGAUUUGAAAUUAGACAAUAUUUUAUUAGACAACGAAGGACAUUGUAAGUUAGCCGAUUUUGGAAUGUGUAAGGAAGGUAUAAUUGAUGGAACGACAACGACAACGUUUUGCGGCACUCCGGACUACAUAGCACCGGAGAUUCUGCAAGAGCUCGAGUAUGGUCCGAGCGUGGACUGGUGGGCACUAGGAGUUCUCAUGUACGAAAUGAUGGCAGGACAACCACCCUUCGAAGCCGAUAAUGAAGACGACUUAUUCGAAUCGAUUUUGCACGACGACGUAUUGUAUCCAGUUUGGCUCUCUAAAGAAGGCGUAUCUAUUCUAAAAGGGUUCAUGACGAAAAAUCCGAGCAAGAGACUCGGAUGUGUGGCGUCACAGGGAGGAGAAGCCGCCAUUCGCAAUCAUUCUUUUUUUAAGGACAUUAGUUGGGACGCACUCGAAGCCAGACGAGUGAAACCACCUUUCAAACCGAAAAUUAAAAGCAAAAAGGACGCGUUGAACUUCGAUGCGGAAUUUACAAAAGAAGAACCUUGUUUGACGCCCACGAAUAGCGAUGUCGUGAGAGACAUAAAUCAAGAUGAAUUUAAAGGAUUUUCCGUGGUUAAUCAAGAUUUUAAUCCCACGUAUUUUCUAAACUAA